UCAAACAUAGCCGAUAGGCAUUCAAAUGGAAAAAAAAUGAAUAGAUUUCCAGAUAUAUUAGAAUCGAGUAUAAGCAAGUACUCUGUUGUAGAGUUUCGAUCUCCCAAGGUGAAUCGUAUAUUCAAAAUGUCGAGGAUAACCACUAUCUUCAUGCUAUGUUCUAUGUUAAUGUGUCUGGCAACAUCAACGCUGAUAUCUGAGGGAAAAAUUGAUGGAGAUGACAGAUUGCGCGAUCCACAAAUUCGAGAUUGCCUGGAUUCUAAACCAUGUCCCAUUACACUGGAUUACUCACCUACUUGUGGUUCAGAUGGAAAAACAUACUCUAAUAGAAGAGUUAUUUACUGUCUCAAUGAAUGUUUGAAGCCUGAAGAGAAAGUGGAAAUCGUCUCUGGAGGAUUCUGCAAAGCCAAGGCAUAAAAUUCUGGAAAAAAAAGAACACGGAUCAUCAACUCAUCAAAAAAUUAUUCAAAAAUAGCAAUGAUGAACAAUAUCCUGAAAAAUAUGAAAUAGAAGUUUGUUCACUGA
Molecule: messenger RNA, 525 nt
Organism: Harmonia axyridis
Lineage: Eukaryota; Metazoa; Arthropoda; Insecta; Coleoptera; Coccinellidae
Exons: 3
Coding region: 37-417 (126 amino acids)
Molecular function (GO): protein binding
Source: RefSeq, a predicted model, not a curated record